CAGUCAAGGCACCCUUUAAAAUUAUGGACAGUCCUGAGGCACCCUUUAAAAUUAUGGACAGUCCUGAGGCACCCUUUAAAGUAUAGUCCUGAGGCACCCUUUAAAAAUUAUGGACAGUCCUGAGGCACCCCAUUCUAAAUUUAUUUAGCCAAUUGCCAUCUGGCUGUUUUACAUAAAUGACCGGCCUGCUACUUCCUAAGGGCAGGAGGUCAUUUGAAAAUGGCCACCCCUUGUGAUUCUUGUGCAUGCCCUCUAGUGCAGUGUUUCUCAACCUUUUUUCGGUCAAGGCACCCUUUAAAAUUAUGGACAGUCCUGAGGCACCCUUUAAUAUUAUGGACAGUCCCGAGGCACCCUUUAAAAUUAUGGACAGUCCUGAGGCACCCUUUAUAAUUAUGGACAGUCCCGAGGCACCCUAUUCUAAAAUGGGGUGCCUCAAGACUGUCCAUAAUUUUAAAAGGCACCCCAUUCUAAAAUGA
Messenger RNA from Staurois parvus, 476 nucleotides. The record is from the annotation of a GenBank genome assembly. NCBI's taxonomy places the organism in Eukaryota, Metazoa, Chordata, Amphibia, Anura, Ranidae.